Messenger RNA from Phasianus colchicus (ring-necked pheasant), 3506 nucleotides. The record is from RefSeq and is a predicted model, not a curated record. Lineage: Eukaryota; Metazoa; Chordata; Aves; Galliformes; Phasianidae.
GCCUUCAGUGAAGAGCAGCCAUGACUUCUUCAGAUGCUGAGAUGGCCGCCUUUGGAGAGGCAGCUCCCUACCUCCGAAAGUCAGAGAAGGAAAGAAUCGAGGCCCAGAACAAGCCUUUUGAUGCCAAGUCAUCUGUCUUUGUGGCCCAUCCAAAGGAAUCCUUUGUGAAAGGGACAAUCCAAAGUAGGGAAACAGGGAAGGUCACUGUCAAGACUGAAGCUGGAGAGACUCUGACUGUGAAGGAAGAUCAGGUCUUCUCCAUGAACCCUCCCAAGUACGAUAAAAUUGAGGACAUGGCCAUGAUGACCCACCUCCAUGAACCCGCUGUGCUGUACAACCUCAAAGAGCGUUAUGCAGCCUGGAUGAUCUACACCUACUCGGGCCUCUUCUGUGUCACUGUCAACCCCUACAAGUGGCUGCCGGUGUACAACCCGGAGGUGGUGUUGGCCUACCGAGGCAAAAAGCGCCAGGAGGCCCCUCCACACAUCUUCUCCAUCUCUGACAACGCCUAUCAGUUCAUGCUGACUGACCGCGAGAAUCAGUCGAUCCUGAUCACCGGAGAAUCCGGUGCAGGAAAGACUGUGAACACGAAACGUGUCAUCCAGUACUUUGCAACAAUUGCAUCCCUGCUUUCAGACAUGCUCCUUAUUACCACCAACCCAUAUGAUUACCAUUAUGUGAGUCAAGGUGAGAUUACUGUUCCCAGCAUUGAUGACCAAGAAGAGCUUAUGGCUACAGAUAGUGCCAUUGACAUCCUGGGCUUCACUGCUGAUGAAAAGACUGCCAUCUACAAGCUGACAGGGGCUGUCAUGCACUAUGGGAAUUUGAAGUUCAAGCAGAAACAGCGAGAGGAGCAGGCAGAGCCAGAUGGCACAGAAGUUGCAGACAAGGCUGCCUACCUGAUGGGUCUGAACUCAGCGGACCUGCUCAAAGCUUUGUGUUACCCUCGAGUCAAAGUUGGGAAUGAGUAUGUGACCAAAGGUCAAACUGUGCAGCAGGUGCACAACUCAGUUGGUGCUCUGGCAAAGGCUGUCUAUGAGAAGAUGUUCUUGUGGAUGGUUCUUCGCAUCAACCAACAGCUGGAUACCAAGCAGCCCAGGCAGUACUUCAUUGGUGUUCUGGACAUCGCUGGCUUUGAGAUCUUUGAUUUCAACAGCUUUGAGCAGCUGUGCAUCAACUUCACCAAUGAGAAACUGCAACAGUUUUUCAACCACCACAUGUUUGUGCUGGAGCAAGAGGAGUACAAGAAGGAAGGCAUUGAAUGGACAUUCAUUGACUUUGGGAUGGACCUGGCUGCCUGCAUUGAGCUCAUUGAGAAGCCCAUGGGCAUCUUCUCCAUCCUGGAAGAGGAGUGCAUGUUCCCCAAGGCAACUGACACCUCUUUCAAGAACAAGCUCUAUGACCAGCAUCUGGGCAAGUCCAGCAACUUCCAGAAGCCCAAGCCUGCCAAAGGCAAGGCUGAGGCCCACUUCUCCCUGGUGCACUAUGCUGGCACAGUGGACUACAAUAUCACUGGCUGGCUUGAGAAGAACAAGGAUCCCUUGAAUGAAACUGUCAUUGGGUUGUACCAGAAGUCAUCUGUGAAGACACUGGCCUUACUGUUUGCCACCUAUGGUGGAGCAGAUGCAGAGGCUGGUGGAGGCAAAAAGGGUGGCAAGAAGAAGGGUUCUUCUUUCCAAACCGUUUCAGCUCUUUUCCGGGAGAACUUAAACAAGCUGAUGACCAAUCUACGGAGCACUCACCCCCAUUUUGUCCGCUGCAUCAUCCCAAAUGAAACAAAAACACCCGGUGCCAUGGAGCAUGAACUGGUGCUGCACCAGCUGCGCUGUAAUGGCGUGCUGGAAGGGAUCAGGAUUUGCAGGAAAGGCUUCCCCAGCAGAGUCCUCUAUGCAGACUUUAAACAGAGAUACAAGGUGCUUAAUGCCAGUGCCAUCCCCGAGGGACAGUUCAUUGAUAGCAAGAAAGCUUCUGAGAAACUCCUUUCAUCUAUUGAUGUGGACCACACCCAGUACAAAUUUGGUCACACCAAGGUGUUCUUCAAAGCUGGGCUGCUGGGACUCCUGGAGGAGAUGAGGGAUGAGAAGCUGGCACAGCUCAUCACUCGCACACAGGCCAGGUGCAGGGGCUUCCUGAUGAGAGUGGAGUACCAGAGAAUGGUGGAGAGGAGAGAGUCCAUCUUCUGCAUCCAGUACAAUGUUCGUGCAUUCAUGAAUGUCAAGCACUGGCCCUGGAUGAAGCUGUUCUUCAAGAUCAAGCCCUUGCUGAAGAGUGCAGAGUCUGAGAAGGAGAUGGCCAACAUGAAGGAAGAGUUUGAGAAGACCAAGGAAGAGCUUGCAAAGUCUGAGGCAAAGAGGAAGGAGCUGGAGGAGAAAAUGGUGUCCCUGCUGCAGGAGAAAAAUGAUCUGCAGCUCCAAGUGCAGGCUGAAGCAGAUAGCUUGGCUGAUGCUGAGGAAAGGUGUGACCAGCUCAUCAAAACCAAAAUCCAGCUGGAAGCCAAAAUUAAGGAGGUGACAGAACGAGCUGAGGAUGAGGAGGAAAUUAAUGCUGAGCUGACAGCCAAGAAGAGGAAACUGGAGGAUGAAUGCUCAGAGCUGAAGAAAGAUAUAGAUGACCUGGAGUUAACAUUGGCCAAGGUUGAGAAGGAGAAGCAUGCCACCGAAAACAAGGUGAAAAACCUCACAGAGGAGAUGGCAGCCCUGGAUGCAAAUCUGGAAAAGAUGUGCCGCACACUGGAAGAUCAGCUGAGUGAGAUUAAGACAAAGGAGGAAGAGCAUCAGCGCAUGAUCAAUGACCUCAAUACUCAAAGAGCUCGACUGCAGACAGAAGCAGGUGAAUAUUCACGGCAGGUGGAAGAAAAAGAUGCUUUGAUAUCUCAGUUAUCAAGAGGCAAACAGGCAUUUACACAACAGAUUGAGGAAUUAAAGAGACAUCUAGAGGAAGAAAUAAAGGCCAAGAAUGCUCUGGCCCACGCCUUGCAGUCUGCCCGCCAUGACUGUGACUUGCUCCGAGAACAAUACGAGGAGGAGCAGGAAGCCAAGGGUGAGCUGCAGCGUGCCCUGUCCAAGGCCAACAGCGAAGUGGCCCAGUGGAGAACCAAAUAUGAGACAGACGCUAUUCAGCGCACAGAGGAGCUGGAAGAGGCCAAGAAGAAGCUGGCGCAGCGCCUGCAGGAGGCCGAGGAACACGUCGAAGCCGUGAAUGCCAAAUGUGCUUCCCUGGAAAAGACAAAGCAGAGGCUGCAGAAUGAGGUGGAGGACCUGAUGAUUGACGUGGAGCGAGCAAAUGCUGCCUGCGCAGCUCUGGACAAGAAACAGAAGAACUUUGACAAGAUCUUGGCGGAGUGGAAGCAGAAGUAUGAGGAAACGCAGGCUGAGCUGGAGGCCUCCCAGAAGGAGUCUCGCUCCCUCAGCACAGAGCUGUUCAAGAUAAAAAAUAUUAGCUAUGAAAAGUCUGUGCAAAUCUAUCUCCAUAGAGUAACCUAUCUCCCACAUGUAAACUUUCUGUAG